This is a messenger RNA of Acanthaster planci (crown-of-thorns starfish), 3544 nucleotides long. It is a transcript of the gene alkbh3, whose product is annotated as alkB homolog 3, alpha-ketoglutarate dependent dioxygenase. Gene Ontology annotation, molecular function: dioxygenase activity. Gene Ontology annotation, biological process: DNA alkylation repair. NCBI's taxonomy places the organism in Eukaryota, Metazoa, Echinodermata, Asteroidea, Valvatida, Acanthasteridae. The record is from RefSeq and is a predicted model, not a curated record. Gene Ontology annotation, cellular component: nucleoplasm; mitochondrion.
CCCAUGACGUACACAUGUAGGCCGGUGAUGAGCAACAAUUCCAUUCAUUGUGUUUAUUAAUAAGUACUGAACGAGGAGAUGGGAUUGUCAUUUUCAUACAAGUGCAUCAUCUAACGAGUCAUUCAUCCCAAGAAGCAAGAUUUCGACUCUGCCUCCUUUACAUUGAUUAAUUUAAUUAAUUAUGGCAGCUCAAGAAGUACGUCGAGCAUCUAAACCAUCACAUAAUGGUGGGAUGCAGAGCCGAGGGAGAGGAAAGCGUUCAAUGAGCCGGAUCCAAGGAGGAUGGGCCCCCGAAGUUCAGGUCCCAGGACGAGGCCAGACAAGAGGAAGGGGCGGAGGUGUCAUGCCCAAGAGAGGGAGGGGGUACCCACCUCUAAUGCAAGGCAACUUUCGUCCCGGCCCUGCACACCAGUCCCUAGAGCCCCCCAGCAACGACCCUCAGCCAUAUCCCCCUGGCCUGAAUCCCAAUGCGCCAGUUUUUGAACCAAAGAGUGGAGGUGGCUCUCAUCACCACCAACAGACUUCAGAUCAGGGGAACCCUGGACAAAAUGCUUCCCAAUGCUACAUCGGUCAGCCGCAGGAUUUGAGGCACCAGCGGUACGAGUAUAUCCCACCUGAAGAAGAAGUCAGCAUCUCACAGGCUAAAAAACCAAGAAGAAUAGAGGUAGACGGGGAGCAUACAAUCAGUGAAGGACCGUCUGGCUUAUCACACAUAGUGCUUUUUAAGAAUUUUUUAAGCAAGGAGGAGGCUGAUGAGGCUCUCUGCCAACUUGACGAGGAAAUUGACUUCAAACAACAGAUAAACAAAAACAGAGCAGGACAGGACUACCUAGAGCCUCGCCUUGUUCGCUGGUAUGGAGAGCACCCUUAUGCAUACUCUAAAGUCAGGAUGGAAGCCAAUGAAGAGUGGCCUCCAACACUUCUACAAUUGAAGAUGAAAAUAGAGCAUGAAAUGUCGAUGACCUUCAACUCAGUGCUCUGCAACAAGUAUCGGAGUGGCAAAGAUGGGGUGGCUUGGCACAGUGAUGAUGAAUACGGCCUGCGAGAACAACCAAAAAUCGCAUCUUUGUCACUUGGCCAGACAAGGAUGUUUCAAAUGCGCAAGAAACCUGCGAAGGGGUGCAACCCAUAUGAUUACGAUUAUUCCGAAAGUGAGAAGUUGGAGAUUCCUCUGACCCACGGAACCCUACUACUAAUGACAGGAUACACACAGGAUGACUGGCAGCAUCAGAUUCCCAAGGAGUACCAUGAGAGAGAGAUGCGCAUCAAUUUGACCUUCCGGACGAUAUACCCAGACGAGAGACACACAAGAGCAACCCCUUGUCUUAAAGGUAACAAGAAGACGCAGAAUCAAACCAAGGCUGCAAGAUAGAUUCAAAUUGCGGGAUGCUGUUAUCCUGUAUCAGUUUUCAGAAGUGGUGUUGCUUUAGUGUCGUUUAUUGAUGCUUAUUAUACAUGACACAGUAUACUCUUUGCCUUCCUUUUGCCUGUGGAAAAUUUAUUUUACAUAGCUGAAAUCUUUUGUCAAUUCUGAUAAAAAAGCGAUAAAUACUCAGCCUUAGAAGCUUGUAAUUUAUGCUUACUGUAGAUCUUUAUAUUUUAGCAUGUGUGCAAUAUAUUUUUGAUGUGUACACGUACAUCUGUGCUCAUCAAUUGAAUUUGGAUUUGAGGUGGAAAUUAAUAUUUUCACAGCGCUGAGGAUGGUACGUUUGAUGAACACAAACAUUUGUCAUUUAGAUGAGGCCAUUACUAGCUAAUUCAUCUGCUUGUAAAUCUAUUAUCCUGUGUGGGAUCUUGCUAUUUAUGCCAAAGGCUUCCCUUCUGGAAACCAUUUUACUGGGCUCUUCUUGGACUUUUCUUGUGUCUAAUCUGCAGCACGGAGUAAUACUGUACGCGUACAUGUACACAUUUUCAGUGGACAGAAAAACUGUCGUGUAAAUUAGUAAACUGUAUCAUUAUGGGCUCUGGAAAAACUUGUGAAGAAAUUAUUGUGCUUGAUGAGAAACAUACAUUUUUAUGCAAAAAGCUAGCGGUUAUGCUUGUUUAGUUGAAAACUGGGUUUGUACAUGUCCAGUCAACUUUGUGCAUGUUGACCGUUACACAAACUUGACUUGUCUGAAUUUUGGUUUUGAAGGAAGAGAAGUGCCAUCAAUACAAUCAAUACGUUCCCUUGAAGUAUGACAUACAUUCAGGGAUGAAUUGUUUGCCCAUCUAUCCACUGUAAAGUGGUUUGAAUGUUCAUAAAACCCCCAAGUAUGCAGUUGUAUUCUGGUGGAUUUUGUGGGCAUGCGUUCAGAGUACAUACAGUACAGUGACAUUCUCUCCUUACGCAGCAGAGGCAUUCUGGUGGCACAAGCUUAGCAAAAGUCCCUCUAACAUGUCUAACAUGACCAUUCACCAAGGGUGGGUUGUGUUUGUGGUCAAAUGUUGCAUAUUGCAUUUAUCUAAACACUCAGGCUCAUUGGAUGCUGUUACUGAAGAUGACGUUUAUGGUAUGGUAAAGCAACAUCAUCCGUUGGGAGGAAAAUGUCAUGUGUGCUUAUUACAGCUUCAUGCAAGCUUGCUGCAGGGCAUGUGCCGCCAAUUUCUGUUGGAAUGUACAGUCUUUGCAUGCACGCCCAGACCUAAGAUGAAAUUUCCCCACCAGUCCAGCUCUUCUUCCCUGGUUAGGGGGUCUUUCAGAGUGGAUAACUCUCUCUGUGGUUUUCACAUACUCCAAAAGAAAUUCUCAAUAUGAAAGCUAGAAGAGUUAAAUUCACAUUUUGAAGGCUCAAAAGGAACUUAAAACUGCAAGCACAGGGACGGGAAUGUCUGUAGUGGUGUGGAUUAGCCUCAGGAUCUCACGUCAAAUGCAAAUUAAGGCUCCAAUGGAUGCAUGUCAAGAGCCCCCACCCACAACCACCAGCCCCCCAAAAUGGGAUGAUGAAAAACAGCUGGAUAGGUUGGAGGGUAAAUGGAUGAAAAUGGCUAAUUCUAAGAUAAUCCCUUGGAAAUGAUCCCCCCCCCACACACACGUUUGAUUUGUUACUCAGCUACAUGUUUUGUUGAAUGCUUUAACUGCCUUAAGUGCUUCCUGUUUUGUCUUGAAGUCUCUUGAGAUGGAUAUAUCAUUUGCACUGACUGACUCUAACUCUUUGUUGCAAAAGAAAUAAAAUUUAUUUUUGCAUGUUACUAAAACAGCACCAGGGAAGUAACCUCCACCAGAAAUGCCACGUGAAAAGACUUGUGGAAUAUGCUUUAAGUACAUUGCCGUAUAAAAAAAUUAGAUAAGUUUUACUUGGACUAAAAUUUUCAUCACCAUUUAUUUACUUAACUGCUUAUUUCCUUGAUUUAUGUGUAUAAUUUUAUGACCACGGCUUUGUAAUCUGCAUAAAAAUUAACUUAGAGAAAUGUCUCGUGCAAAUUAAAGAAUAUCUACAUAGUUAUGGGCAAAUAUUAAGUUACAUGUGUUCAAUUUAAGUUACGAUAUAAUGCCAUAAUGUACACGUGUCUAUAUUGUACCAUACCAAUCAAGCUAUUAAACAGUAGUUUAACCCUUCACAUA